Molecule: messenger RNA, 1246 nt
Organism: Salarias fasciatus (jewelled blenny)
Lineage: Eukaryota; Metazoa; Chordata; Actinopteri; Blenniiformes; Blenniidae
Gene: xpa
Product: xeroderma pigmentosum, complementation group A
Exons: 5
Coding region: 92-898 (268 amino acids)
Biological process (GO): nucleotide-excision repair involved in interstrand cross-link repair; UV-damage excision repair; base-excision repair
Cellular component (GO): nucleotide-excision repair factor 1 complex
Molecular function (GO): damaged DNA binding
Source: RefSeq, a predicted model, not a curated record
GCUGCCGGAAGCUGCUGUCAGUUUUGUAACAACAAUUUGUUUUUAAGAAUUAAACCCCGCAUGUGAUGUCGGCGGGUUUCUGCUGCUCAUCAUGGAGCCAGAGGGACUGGAGGCUCCGCAGCAGAGCCCCAGGCCGGAGCUCUCUGCCGCCAUGCGGGCGAAAAUCGAGAGGAACCGGCAGCGGGCGUUGAUGCUCCGCCAAGCCCGGCUGGCGAGCCGCCCGCUGUCCGCCGUGGACGGAGCGACUUCGGCUAAAGUUUCCAAGACCGUGGACUCCGGGGGCGGCUUCUUCAUCGAGGAGGAGGAGGAUGGAGAGACGGAGAAGAAAGCCAGGACGGUGGUGCAGCAGCCGGCUCCCGUGAUCGAGCCGGACUACCUGCUGUGUGAUGACUGUCACAAACCUUUCAUGGACUCCUAUCUCAGCAACAGCUUCGACCUGUGUGUGUGUGACAGCUGCAGGGACAAUGAUGUGAAGCACAAGCUGAUUUCCAGGACGGAGGCCAAGCAGCGUUUCCUCCUGAAGGACUGUGACCUGGACCAGAGAGAGCCCCCCCUCAGGUUCAUCCUGAAGAAAAACCCCCACAACCCGCGCUGGGGGGACAUGAAGCUCUACCUCCUGCUCCAGGUGGAGAAGAGAUGUAUGGAGGUGUGGGGCUCAGAGGAGGCUCUGGAGGAAGCCAGAGAGACGAGAGAGGAGAACAGAGAGGUGCAGAAACAAAAGCGCUUCAACAAGAAAGUCAAAGAGCUGCGCAGAGCGGUGAGGAGCAGCAUGUGGACCAAAAACACCUCUGUUCACCAGCAUGAGUACGGACCAGAGGAGGUGGUGGACCCAGAGGAGGACCUCUACAAGAAGACCUGCACCAGCUGCGGACAUGAACUCACCUACGAGAAGAUGUAGAAACACACAGACUGCUUAUUACAGACUCAUUCGACUGGGGAAAAAAGGGAACCAAGACUCUUUGCUGUUUUUCUACUCUCGCAUUUUUCCUGUUUGCUAAAAAUAAAAUGCACUCGUGACCUCCCACAUGAGGUCAACCGAUUCUUCCUUGUAACUCCAACUCGUAGUUUCUAUAUAUACCUGCGGUUUACAUGCUGACUCAGCAGUGCUGUAAUUAACUAUAGCAGGAACAUUUCUGCCUUUCCAGUCCAGCUCCUGUGUUGACACAUCCUUUCAGGGAGUUUCUCUCAGGAUUGAGCAAUUAAGAAAGACACAAGACUGAAAGUUAAAUCGUGUAUUGCAUUAAAA